CUUAGAUCGUUAACCAACGGUAUUUAUACGCUGGAAAACACAAACAAAGCAAACUUGUUAAAAUACAAAGUUUAUUGCCAUAUGGAUGAAAUACCUGGUUGUGGAGCCGGAGGCUGGACACUAGUGAUGAAAGUAGAUGGAACAAAGAAUACGUUCAACUACCCUUCGUCUUACUGGACCAACCGUGAAGCCUAUAAAAUAGAUGACGGUCUCGAAGGUUUAACUAAAAAAGAAGCAAAACUGGCUUCGUACUGGAACACUCCGUUCAAUAAGAUAUGUCUUGGGAUGAAUGUUAAAGGCGUUAAAGGUAGUACAAAAUGGAUUGUGAUUAAUCACAAAGCAAGCUCGCUGUUUGAUGUUAUCGCAGAUGAAACAUACAAAGAAACAAACAUAACCAGAGCAAAGUGGAAAUCACUUAUCGCUGCUUCACAAUUAUAUAACCAUUGCAGUAAAGAAGGAUUUAAUAUCUACGAGCCUGCUAGUUCCCCAAGAAAGAUAAGAUUACGGAUUGGAUUAGUCACUAGUAGUGAUCUAAAAUGCGAACUGGUGGAGAGAUUUAACUCCUGUAUUGGUUUUGGAGCUUUUAUAAAUGGAUGUCUUGGGAAGGAGAAGAAGAUAGCGUGUGGCAAUUUGUUGGCUUGCAGAAUAAGUCAAACAAACACUCCAGCUUUUGGAUAUAUACUUGUGCAGUAG
Dendronephthya gigantea is the source of this 693-nucleotide messenger RNA. RefSeq lists its product as uncharacterized. The record is from RefSeq and is a predicted model, not a curated record. Bases 82 to 693 code for a protein of 203 amino acids. Lineage: Eukaryota; Metazoa; Cnidaria; Anthozoa; Malacalcyonacea; Nephtheidae. The transcript has 2 exons.